CGAAGGCCUGCUGGGAAAUGGAGUUUCUUCGCCCCGCGCCUCACUCGACGGGAAGGCCGAAGGGGCAAAACGCGUUCUCCGCGCGGAUUGGUCGGCGCGGGGGCAGCAUGGCGGCGCCCGGGGCAACGCGCUGAGAGAGGAAGCGGUUUUACCAGAACGUGAGCAUCUCACAAGGAGAAGGUGAGUGCAGCUGCUGGGACAGGUGAGGGCUGGUACUUGUGCAAGGGGUUUUCACCGCAAGGCAAUGGCAUGCCUGCAACCCCUGUUGUGCAAGUGGACUGUUUGUCACCAGCAUUCUUUGUCCUUUCCUUAUCUGUAGCAAAACCAUGUGGUGGGAAAGUUUCCAGCAUCAUUUGGGGAAGAGCAAUGUCAAAAUGUUGAUAAUAGUAGGAAACUUGCUGACUCCAUGCUCACUUCAGCUCCAGCUCUGAGCGUGCUCCCUCUAUGGGGUUGUCUGUUGUUCCUUAGUGCCUGCUCCUCUUUAAUUCCCCAGGAUUUCUACUCUGAUUCCCCAGGAGGCUUUGAAAUCAACCUGGACCACCGGAAGCUGAAAACACCCCAGGCCAAGCUCUUCACUGUCCCCAGUGAGGCCUUGGCCAUUGCAGUGGCAACAGAAUGGGACUCUCAGAAAGACACCAUCAAGUUCUACACUAUGCAUCUGACCACACUGUGCAACACAGCUCUGGACAAUCCCACCCAGCGAAGCAAAGUGCAGCUGAUUGGUGCAGCUGUGAAGUUCCUGGAGACUGACACUCUCUGCUAUCGUGUGGAGGAGCCGGCUGCCUUGGCAGAGCUGCAGAAGAAAGAAUGGGAUCCUAUUGUUGCCUGGGCUGAGAAAAGGUACAACGUGGCAAUCGGGUCCUCUACCAGCAUCAUGGGACCGAACAUCCCAGCCAGCACCAGGGACACCUUCAUCAGUCACCUGGCCUCCUACAACAUGUGGGCUCUGCAAGGUAUAGAAUAUGUAAUCACCCAGCUGAAAUCUCUGAUUCUGUCCAUGGGCCUGAUUGACAGGCACAUUACAGUAGAGAAAGCCGUGCUUCUGUCUCGGCUGGAGGAAGAAUACCAGAUUCAGCGGUGGGGCAACGUGGAGUGGGCCCAUGACUAUGAUCUGUGUGAGCUGCGUGCUCGUGCGGCAGCUGGGACUCUUUUUGUUCAUCUCUGUUCAGAGAGCUCGACUGUAAAACACAAGCUGUUGCAGGACUAAGACUGCGGGACUGGGUGGAGGAGGAAGAUGCCCAGCUGUGAAUUGCUGCCGUGACUCAGAGAGGGUAACCACCAUUCUGCCACCACAGCUUGUCUGGGAUCGGCCUUGUGCUGAGGAACUGCAGCUUUGUGGGCAGCUCCUUGCUGCAGUGCAGCGCCAGCAGUUUUGAGCCCACGAGGAGGAAAGGUCAAGGUGAGCUCCCUCUGCAUAUUCAAGGCAGCAGCGCUGUCCAUUACCGAUGUCUGUAAUUCAUCAGAGGAGCUCCCUUGAAAGAAACAGCUUCCUGGGCAGGGCACGGCACAGACACACCUAGCAUAUGCCACAUGUCUUCAUAGCUGCCAGCUCCUGACACACACUUGUUAUGGAAAUCUGAAAACAGACUCCGUUGCAUCUGUUCUUCAUCCCGCAGUGUGCCUGUAUGUAACACCAGGGUCUCUCUGUUUGAUUAAAGGCACGCCUCUGCAAGAUACUGAAAGCUAA
Numida meleagris (helmeted guineafowl) is the source of this 1687-nucleotide messenger RNA. It is a transcript of the gene ATPAF2, whose product is annotated as ATP synthase mitochondrial F1 complex assembly factor 2. The record is from RefSeq and is a predicted model, not a curated record. The transcript has 7 exons. Gene Ontology annotation, cellular component: mitochondrion. NCBI's taxonomy places the organism in Eukaryota, Metazoa, Chordata, Aves, Galliformes, Numididae. Gene Ontology annotation, biological process: mitochondrial proton-transporting ATP synthase complex assembly. Bases 407 to 1207 code for a protein of 266 amino acids.